This is a messenger RNA of Microtus oregoni (creeping vole), 4268 nucleotides long. RefSeq names its product taperin (gene Tprn). Gene Ontology annotation, biological process: auditory receptor cell stereocilium organization; sensory perception of sound; stereocilium maintenance. Lineage: Eukaryota; Metazoa; Chordata; Mammalia; Rodentia; Cricetidae. The coding region runs from base 244 to 2517 and encodes 757 amino acids. The transcript is spliced from 4 exons. Gene Ontology annotation, cellular component: stereocilium base. The record is from RefSeq and is a predicted model, not a curated record. Gene Ontology annotation, molecular function: phosphatase binding.
GCCGGUGCCGGUCGCAGUCCAAUAAGGACGCCUUAGGGGGAGGGUGUAAGUGAGUGUCCUCCAAUCAAUUGGGCCAUAUAACUCUCCCAUUGGCGGGCAAGUCUGCCCUUGGGUCAGAGCGCACUUGCCCAAUUGGCGGCUACCAAGGGGGGCGUGGCACGGCGCGGUACUGAGGCAGGUAGCUGAGAGUCUGUCCGGCGAGCUGCAGCCUGUGCAGUCCCGUCCGCGGCUGCGUCCGCAAGCAUGGCCGGCCUAGGGCGGCCGGGCCCGGGGUCGCGCACCGCGAUGCCCGCCUGGAAGCGGGAGAUCCUUGAGCGGAGGCGAGCUAAACUGGCCGCCCUGAGUGGAGGCCCGGGACCCGGAGCGGCGCCGGAGGGACAGAACGAGAAGCUGGUUCUGGCGGAGAGUCUGGGUCCUCUGAGCGAGAACCCCUUCAUGAGACUUGAAUCGGAGCGGCGGCGAGGGGCACGGCCGGCGCAGCAGCUGCUGGAGCUGUACCGUCGCGUGCCGGGCGUGCGUACCAUCCGAGCCGACAACAUCCUCAUCAUCGAGUCAACUCCUGGCUUCCCGCCCGCCGUGCCGCCCGCUGCGGGCAUCCGCGCUGCCGAGGUAGUGGUGUACGAGGCGCCUCAGGAGGCGCCUCAGCCGGGCCGUGUCAGCCGACUGCUGGAGAAGUUCGACUCGCCGGCCUCCCCCCGCAGCCGCGGGAGCCCGGAGCGCUCCCACUCUGGGCUUCCGCAGCUUCCCGUGGCGCCUCCAUCUACUGCCACGCGCGCUCCCACCAAUCGGUCGUUGGCUUCUGCCCCAUCGGUGCGUCCCAGCCAGCCCGCACUCCCUGUUUCGCCUGUUCCCGUUGCCCCGCGCGCCAGUCAGCGCUCCGCCUGUUGCGAGCCCGCGCACCCCGAUGGUACCGCGGGUCCUGGGGCCCGGCGCAGCGACUUCCUACGGAAGACGGGCAGCAACUCCUUCACUGUCCACCCCCGGGGCCUGCCCCGCGGUGCGGUCAAUCACUCGCUUUCUAAUGGACCCGUGACCCAGAAGUUCCCGGCCGGCCCUGUCAAUGGGUUGUCGGGCUCUCCUCCUGUUCCGGGCAAGUGGAAGCCAAAGGUGGAGUCAGGGGAACCUUCCCUCCACUCACCCCCAAGCCCUGGGACCCCAAGUGCCACUCCGGUUGGGCCCCCUGCCUUGCCGGCGCCCAGCCCAACCAGUGCCACUCCCAACCAGCGCCGGUGGGUCUCCUCUGCCACCAGCGCCAAUGACUCCUUCGAAAUAAGGCCAGCCCCCAAGCCAGAUGUGGAAACUAUCCCAAUCGGGGACCUUCAGGCCAGGGCCCUGGCCAACCUCCGUGUUAACUCCCGCAACUCCUUCGUGUUGAUCCCCAAGCGCAAGGCCCUUGGGAACCAUCCUUCGGAGGGGAGGCAGUCAGAGGAGCCAAACCGGGAGGUAGGCUGGGCCUCUCAGAGCCAGGGUCUCAAAGCCCAGCCGGUGUCUACAGUGGAUGGUGCGCCUGUCCUAGAGAGGAGUACCUUGACUGCUGAGAUGCAGUGGGCAGCUAGGGAAGAGGGCUGCCCCCGGACAGCCACUGCUGUCACAGACAGGUCUGUUAGGUGGCAGCAGUCAUCCUCACCACCUCCAUUCCUACCAACCACUGUUGAAGCAGAGCCGACUGAGGGCUUGGUUCCUGGCUUGGCCAAGAAUGGCCAGGAGCCUGGGCGGCCAGGACUUCCAGUCACCUUCAUUGAUGAAGUAGACUCAGAAGAGGAGCCCUCCCAAGAAGCCCAACUGCCCUCCUCAGCAGUUGGUGGGUCCCCCCAGUACCACCUGCACCUUGCCAGGCCUGGGCACACCGCAGAGCUCCCAAACCGAGGCAGCAACACUUUCAUAGUGGUGCCCAAGAGGAAGCCAGAGACCCUUCAGGAGCCACACUUCAGUAAGGCCAAUGGGCAGUCCCAGCAGCAGGAGGCUGAGGAACAGGACACUGACAGCCUCUUGGGACCCCACCCUGCCCUGGAGAACACCCUUAAGAAACGCUACCCCACUGUACAUGAGAUUGAAGUGAUCGGUGGUUACCUGGCCCUGCAGAAGUCCUGCCUCAUCAAGGCUGGCUCUUCCAGAAAAAAGAUGAAGAUCUCCUUCAAUGACAAGAGCCUGCACACAACAUUUGAAUACCCUUCUGAGAGCUCCCUGGCCCAAGAAGAGGAGGAGGAGGAGGAAGAGGAAGAGGAAGAUGGUGAAGAGGAGGAAGUGGGGCUUGACUCAGAGAAGUCCUUUUCCCUCUUUCUGCCCCGGGCCACAUUUGUAAGCAGUGUGGGACCUGAGAGCCCCCGACUACCAGAUGGCAGCUCAGGCCUGUCCAGCUACACUCCCAAGCAUUCCAUGGCCUUCAGCAAGUGGCAGGAACAGACACUGGUGCAGGCUCCAAGUGAGGUGGAACUCCCACCGAAGGAGGUCAUGCUCACACCAGCCAGUCAGAAUGAUCUCUCGGACUUCCGCAGCGAGCCAGCCCUCUAUUUCUGACCCCUGGAACUGCCAGGAUGGCUAAGACUUAGCCCCAGGUGUGGUGAUUCUGGAAGCCAGUCAAUGCCCAGGAGCCCUAACUUUAUUCUGUAUCCCUUCCAUCUGGCUCUUUGGGCCUUCCUCUCUCCCUGUCGCCUUCUACCUUUAGGUUCAGGUCUGAAUCUCACUCCCCUUUGGGGGUGCCAAGGAAGAACAGGUGGGAAUUGCCUAUGGGACAGGCUGACAUCUGUCCAUAACAUCUCAUCUGUGAUGAGGUAGGGAGCCUGAACAGACCUUGCACCAGAGUGCUGUCUGUCCUGCCUCUUGGCUCCUACCUUCUGGGGAGGGGCCACUGUCAGGAGUGAGAGGCUGUCCUAGCUAUUUGUUCUUUGUUGAAUGAACCCCAAGCUCCUGCCCUUAGUCCAUGAUUCUACUAUGGUGGCACCCUUCAUGAUAGAUGAUAGGGUAUUUUUUUCUUUCUGAUAUUGGACUCAAUAAACAACACUGUAACAAGGCUGCUUUUGCCUUUUUUACACAGUCCUCAGUCUGAGAAUAAGGUGAAGGCCUAACUUGGGUACCUGUGCAAAGAAGCAAAAGGUGGCCUUAGUCUGGUGUUCUUAUAUCUUGAGGUCUUGCUCUUGUUCUCUCCCCACACUAAACCUGCUACUUUCUCCCUCAAAGUUAGUGCAGUGGGAAGUGGACCUACCCUGUGGGGUCUGGAACUCCAUGUCCCAGGGAUCUAGAUGCCAGGUGGGAGGAAGGUGAGUGUUGUAGAUGACAGGAUUCACCAUGGGGCCAGGAGCCUAGGAAUGUAGCUACACUACUGGAAUGGGGCUAAGUGGAACUUGGGAAAUCUUUUCUCAUGUUUGAUUUGGAUGCCUCCUGCCCUAUGAGACUGUAACAAGGCUGUAGCAACAGAGAACUCCCAAGAGUUUAGGGAGAUGCAGAGCUGCCCGCUUGGAAGCUGUGUUCUCAGAGGCCUAGGCAGCCGUGAAGAUGUAGGGCUAUCUACAGACAUGAGCAAAUGGCUUCCUGUCACCUAAGGGCAGAUAUAAUGCUUGACUUGGCUCAGAUGGAGUGUAUGUAUGUUUUCCUCAGAGAAUAAGCCCAGUUUUAUGGACACUUUUUGUUUAAAAAAAGGGCCUCACAUUGUACCCCGAGCUGGCCUACAGUUUACUAUGCAGCCUAGAACAGCCUGGAACUUAAGGCCCCCUUCUUCCUCAGUGCUGGGAUUAUAGGUGUAGACUAUCAAAUCUUUCUUCUGGAUCUUCUUGGUCAACAAAUACUUCCAAACUUGCCCGAGAAGUUGUGGUCAAGAGCUGGGCCAUAGGGCUCCUGAAAAUAGGAGUAAGCAACACCUGUGGUUGGGAGCUGGGUCCUGGCAGCAGCAGCAAUAUAUUGGACCAAACAGAACUUUGAGGAAUGGACAAGAUGAAGAACCCCAGUCCAUGCUGAGACCUAGAACCAAAACAGCUGGUAUAUAUAUUGGAAAGUGAGACUCCAGCCCUUUGAUGCCCCCCUAUUCAAGGAGUCUGGGAUGACUGGAAGCAUCACCCCAGCCCCCAGCAUUCAUCCUUGGGGUGCCAAUGGAGCAGAAAACUCCAUCUCAAGCCCCCUCCCUCUGGGAGUUGCCUUGGUCUGGACUCCACCUCUGGAAAGGCCCACCAAGCUCUGCCCCCCUCCCCAGGGAGGGUCAGGACCACUCUCACAGGUUAUUUAGGCUGCUGCCAAAAGGGACACAUGGUUUUCGGGUUCUGUGUGUGCUCUCCCCC